Molecule: messenger RNA, 1322 nt
Organism: Mercenaria mercenaria
Lineage: Eukaryota; Metazoa; Mollusca; Bivalvia; Venerida; Veneridae
Product: tRNA-uridine aminocarboxypropyltransferase 1-like
Exons: 5
Coding region: 141-1193 (350 amino acids)
Biological process (GO): tRNA modification
Cellular component (GO): nucleus
Molecular function (GO): tRNA-uridine aminocarboxypropyltransferase activity
Source: RefSeq, a predicted model, not a curated record
GUAUCAGUUAAGCGCUUUACUGUAGUUUAACAACAAACGUUUGUGAUACAAGGAAGAAUAAUAUGAGUUUUCACCUGAAUUUAUCGUUACCUAAAGCACAAAGUUGAAAAACAAAAACAAUAUAUAAGUGGAGCACAGCAAUGGAAGAAAAUCCAUUUCCAGACCUAAAAAUAGAUUCAUCAGACUUCCUGGACACACUCUGUGGCCGAAGUAAAUGUUCCAAAUGUGAGAGGUCCCGGAAAUACUACUGCUACAAUUGUUACGUCCCUGUUCCCGAGAUAGAAGGAAAAGUACCAAAAGUUAAGCUCCCAGUUAAGAUAGAUGUUAUCAAGCACCCAAGUGAAGUUGAUGGUAAAAGUACAGCAGUUCAUGCCGCAGUUAUUGCCCCUGAUGAUGUAACCGUGUACACAUACCCUUGUAUACCAGAUUACGAUAAAAACAAGGUGGUGCUUGUAUUUCCUGGUGAGAGUUCAGUUACUCUGGCUGAUCUAUCGGAGAAAUGGGGUGUUAACAGCAGACAGCUGACAGGGAAAAGAAAAGCUUGUAGUGAUAAUGAAGCUGAUGACUCGCAAUCUUGUAAUGUAGAAAAAUUACCUAGGUUAGAAAAUAACCAAAAAUUUACUGAAGAACAAAAUGAAAUGCAUCUAGAUGGGAAAUUAGUUACUGAAGAUCAACCUCAAAAUGGUGAGGAUGAAAAUGUAGUCAAUUCUUUGUAUACUAAUUUAUCAGCAGAACAAGCUAGUGAAAGGGAAGUUAAUCACAGUUGCGAAAACAAUGAAGGUGUAGUUAUUAAUGGACAAAGUAAAGAUAAAGCUGAAUCUCCUACUACUGAAACUGCUCCUGGACUGGUGCCCACUUGCAGGCUGGAGAGAGUUGUUUUUAUAGACAGCACAUGGAACCAGACUAAAACUAUCUGCAGUGAUGAACGUCUCAGAGGUCUCCAGUGUAUUGAACUAAAGACAAGAGAGACCAAAUUUUGGCGCCAUCAGAAGGAUAUACCCAAUACUUACCUGUCUACUGUGGAAGCCAUGUAUUACUUUCUCAGAGAAUACCAUGAACAGUUUAUACAGUCCGAUUAUAAUGGAGAAUAUGACAAUUUGUUGUUCUUCUUUAUUUAUAUGUACAAGAAGAUUAGAACAUUGUACAGCGGUGGCAGUGAGCUUAAAGCUUAUAAGGAAAGAGCUGGGAAAUAAAAUCAUAAUGUGAACUUUUUCAAAUUUUAGUAUUUAGUUGCCUUCAUGGUUUUAGUGUGAAGAUGAGAUUUUUGUGUCUGUACUUCCCUGCUGUAUUUGUCAGAUUUGAAUAAACUGAUUUGCUUUACA